Messenger RNA from Baudoinia panamericana UAMH 10762, 756 nucleotides. RefSeq lists its product as uncharacterized. The transcript is spliced from 2 exons. Gene Ontology annotation, molecular function: protein binding; ubiquitin conjugating enzyme activity. The coding region runs from base 1 to 756 and encodes 251 amino acids. Lineage: Eukaryota; Fungi; Ascomycota; Dothideomycetes; Mycosphaerellales; Teratosphaeriaceae. Gene Ontology annotation, cellular component: nucleus. Gene Ontology annotation, biological process: proteasome-mediated ubiquitin-dependent protein catabolic process; protein polyubiquitination. The record is from RefSeq and is a predicted model, not a curated record.
AUGGCCACCGCCAACCGCAACCGCCGCCUCCAAAAAGAGAUCGCCGACGUCCACAAAGACACCCACUCCGGCAUCACCCUCACCUCCCCCACCGGCUCCCCCGAAAUAACAGACUUCACCCGCUUCAAAGGCCACUUCGUUGGGCCCCCGGACACCCCCUACGAAAACGGACACUACGAAGUCGACAUCCGCAUCACCCCGGAAUACCCUUUCAAACCGCCCGAGAUGAAAUUCAUCACCCGCAUCUGGCAUCCCAAUAUCAGCUCGCAAACAGGGGCGAUAUGUCUGGACACCUUAAAAUCGGCCUGGAGUCCCGUGUUGACGCUCAAGAGCGCGUUGAUCAGUAUCCAGAGUUUGCUAUCAAGUCCGGAGCCGAAAGAUCCGCAGGAUGCGGAGGUGGCGUCUAUGCUACUCACGCGACCGGAGGAGUUCGCGCACGUGGCGCGGGAGUGGGCGAUACGGUAUGCGGAUGCUCCCCGACCUGGUCCCGGGUCGGGCAAGACCGGGGGUGGGAAGAAGGAGAGGCGGAGGCAGGAGGAGAGGGAGAAGAAGAAAGCCGAAGAGAGAAGGCGGAGGGAGGCGUAUCGGGGGUAUAAUCCUGCCAUGGUGGAGAGGUUUGUGGGGAUGGGUUUUGCGGUUGAGCAGGUCGUCGCUGCGUUUGAGUAUGUGGGGUUGGACAAGAAUGGAGGGGAGGAGUAUGAGAUGGAGGAGGAGUAUAUUGGGGAUGUCACGGCGAGGUUGUUUGGGGAGAUGUGA